UGGAGAUGCGGAGCGGAAAAUCUCUCCGUCUCGGGCCUCCCGAGCGGCGUGGCUCCUUCUCGCGGCGGAUGGCGGUCGACGGCGACGCGGUGAGGCGGCGCCCGCCUCAGCCACCGCCGCGCUCCGGCGGCUCUAGGCGGGACGCCUCCACGGGCUUCGCAGAAUCCGCGCUCCGCGUCCCCGGCAGCAAUGUGCGGAACUCCAGAAUCCACCCUGCUUUUGAAGCGUAAGUUCCGUUUGGUUUGGUUUGGCUUCGCUGUUCAUGGCUGUAUUGGUUACUGAUGCGGCAUGUGUUAUUGCUUAUUGUAGUGCACAUUUUACGAGAGGUUCAUUUGUGUGCGCUUAAUUGGGAGUAGUACCAGCAGUUAUUAGCAGUAGCAAUUGUCCAAGUAAUCCUACAGCAUCAGCAAUGGCAGAAAGGGGAUUUCAGGAUCUCUUCUUUUUGGGGAUUUUUUUUAAAGCUAGCAUUUUCUGGAGUCUGGAUGCCUCAAUGACCUUUUUUUCUAUGCAUACAGUCAAUCAGUUCUUCAUGUCUACAUCUACACUUAGCUCUUAUAGAAAAAUAGUUCGCAGUUUAGUACGCAUCGAUUUGUGGUUUGUUUAAGGCCAAGUGGCCAACCAACUAACCGAGGUAGAAUAGUGAAUUCCUUUGGUUUCAAUAGCAUGACUAUGAUGCUGCUUUCUGUGCUCCCUUAUUCUAUCUAGGAUCAACUGAACAGAUCUCAUAUUGUGUUCCCAUGUCCAUGUAAACAGUUUAGUUGAAAUUGACACUAUCUUCAGUUCUGGACACAAUGUCUGCAUGGAAGUUCUAUUUUAAGAACAUGAGCUUCUGUUAGAGCACAUCCAAUAUCUUCAUAUACAAUCAGUUAUGAUUGGAUCCUUCAUUUCUCCAUUUUAACUUCCAGAAUGCAGGUAAAAGCUUACUUUGUUUUGAAUUGUUAAAUUAACAUAUAAAACGGUGUCUGUAACAUGCAGUGUAUGCUAUGAGUAGCAUGUUUUUGGGUGGUCAUGCAUGUCUUGAUCUCUGGGUUUAGUAUCCUCAUCGAACACAAUGAACAGUUAGUUCAAAAGUCAGCCAUUCACUUACUAAUUAGUAGAGACAGUAAUACUUUUGUUGGAACCAUCAGUUGCUCAAAUGAUAUUAUCCAACAUGCCAAAUGGACGAAGCUGGUAUCGUACUGGUCACGAGCGAAGAUAUGUAUAUUCUCAAGCUGAUAAAGAAGUUCCAUUGGACGUUUCCAUUUUAGAAACCUGAUUUUUUCCCCCAUAGGUUGUCUAGGGCAUACACCAAGCAUGGUGCACAAACUAGGAUUCGUCAGGUCUAGUACAGUAUAUGUUGACAUAUACAUAUGGUCUAAUCAAUCAAUGAAGUUAUGGCACAACCAUAUUUUCAUAUCCUCUAUUCAUGAAGCAGAGAUCUUUAAGCGAGUAGAUUAAUCAGUGCCUGUAAGAGCUCUUAGAGGCGUCACCCUAUGGUGACCGCUUUUUUUCCUCGACUGUCUAAAGUCGAUUAAUGUAAAACUUAUAACUCUCUUUCUCCUUAAUACAAUUUGGGUGACCUCCUUCGGCCGUCUCGGCAAAAAAUUCAUGAUGCAUGACAUUACAUGCUGCAGCAGAGACUUGCAUAUUACUUGUUCAAGUUAUAUUGCAUUUUAUUUAUAUACAUUAAUCACAUUCUUUUUGAGAUUUUAGCCUUCUUUGCUUAUCUGCUGCAUUGUUCUAGAAGGUCACUGCCUAGCCUGAGUAGGCAACAAUGCAUAUGCCAAUCAAGUUCAGAGUUGCCGCAGCUUUUAGGGAGAAGUACCCUGCAAGAGGAGAAAAGUUCAACUGAAGUUUUUGAAAGGAAUCAGCAUGAGAUUGUGCUAUAAGGUCAACUGAAGUAGGUUUUUUUAGAUAAUGGAUUUUUCAUUAAUCCGGCCUCUAUAUCCACAAAGGAUAUACACAACCAAAACAUAUACAUGAGUUCUUAGACUCUAAACACACACACACACACACAAAAAAAAACCUAGAAGAUUUAGCUCCAACCUUCAUCGAUGACUUAUUCUUUCCGUCGCAGCGCAAUAUGGGGAAAGAGGAGAAUAGAAACUAGUCCGAGCUACCUAUCAUCGCACCAUCUCUGCCUCUACGGAACACAACCACCAUCUGCUACCAACAUUUAUGCCCUCUGUCCGCCGUCGCCAUCCAAAACACCUACGCCGCAGCCGCAUUUUGAACACCCUUAGUGCGUCACGAAGCCGCCUUGCCGCACCACCAGUCUUCUCUGUAGACGAUCGAUCUCACUGUCGCUUCUAGAGCGUCGUGGAGCCGCCUAGUAUGACACGCGCUGCCUUUACAAUCAAGAACUUGUCAAAGAUGCUCCACUGCCGUCGACCCCUAACCGCAACCAGACCUUGGCGCCGAUGCUCACUUGGUACCUACCUUCCCUAGGAUGCCAUCACCAAGAGCCUCCAUUGCCAUCGUCCUUAUCCGCGUUGGGCGAGCCGACGACCAUUGCAUCGUCAACUAGCCCUGUCAUCGACGAUCACCAUCCCUCGUCCUCACCUGGUCAUGGUCAGAACCGGGCAUCGGACCUCGUCAAGUCGCUGCCAUCCCUAGGAUGCUGACACCGAGAGCAUCUGCCAUCGUCAUCACAAACUACCAUGGCCGAAAUACAAGUCCACAACUAUCACCAUACCUAUUUGUUGAUCCGUCGUUGCAGGGGGAAGCUAGCCCCCACCACUAUCCGUCAUCACCAGCCCUCUCCUCCGGUGACAGAGGAAGGGAUGGAUCGGAGGACUAGCCCCCGACACCACCCAACUUCACUACUGCCCGUCGCCGCCAUCAGGAGUGCCGAUGCCACCAGUCCUCGCUGCCACCACAACCACGAUGGCACGACCACACAUCGAUGGAGUGCAAGGCCGACUGGUAACCGCCUCCACUGCCACCUCCCUCGGCCACCACCAAUGCCAUCACCACUGUCACGUCGGUCGACAGCCAUCAGGUGGUACCGCCAUAGCAUGGCCGUCCACCAUCCGCCGUACCACCCUGAACGACCACCAUCAGAUCUGAAGCUUUUUUGGAGCGCCACCAGUGGAUCUGGUCCUCAUCAGCAUGACAGCCAUCAAGUCACCAACAACUGAUCCGCCAUCCCACCGCACGCAUGCAGGAGACGCAAGUAGCAACCGGUGACCAGCGCAACCAGCACACCUCCCUGCCGCCACAUUGCCCUAAACAGCUGCCUUCCAAUCCGUAUUUCUCCAGGGGCGCCAUAGGCGGAUCCGGCCCUCGCCAGCCCGACGACCACCAAGUCGCCAGACGACUUCAAAAACGCAAGAAAACGGAUCUGGAGUAGAAAGAGAGGGAAAAAGGAAAAUGAGAGGAAAAAGGAAGGAGGUGGGAAGGAGGGUGGCUAUGGGGUGGGCUUUGGGGGCGCCAGAAACCACCUCCUUCAAAUUGAGCGGCCUAGGAGUCCGGUCAACUGAAGUUGUAGCUUCCAAGAAAUACACAUUCAAAUUUGUAUUUUUUUUGGAGAUGAUAUGAAGUUUAUGUGGGAUAAGUAGGUAAGUACCAAAAGAGCCGAAAGGGAAGUGGUCAAGCAUGUGGUAGCUGAAGAUCAAAGUUUUUAUAAAAGAUGAGGUGUUAUAAGUGAAGCCUGAAAUAUUGCUGUUGAAAUGGCAAUGGUACACAUGCAAUGGCACCUCUGGAGAGAACCUGCACAAGCGGCAAGUGGCAGAUCAUGGUCAUACUGAUGUUGCAGGCAUGAAUGGCAACCUGGAGAUCACAACCUGCAUGAACAUACCAUGAAGAGAUAGCAGCCAACGCAGUUGAUGGUUUAGUGGAUCCAGAAAGGUGUUGCUUUCUUGAUAUUUACUCUGGCGUUUGGUGAAUGUGGCAUGUUGUUCUAAGCCAAGAGGAGGUCACAAGUGGUAACAAGAAAAACUGAAGUUAGAAAAUGAAUACUGAUGCUGAUCGGAGAUUUCUGAUUAUUAGUAGAACCUAAUGGAUAGUCAACUGCGCUCAAGGAGAGCACAUGUUGUACAGCCAUGUUAAUUGCUUUGAAAGUGGGCAAGUUGCCCAUCAAUUAUUUGGUUAUAUGGCAGCUUUAAUAUUGUUCAAUGAAAAGAUGAGGCCUAUGCCAGAUCAUGGUCGUUUCAACUGAACAAACCGGGGAAUGCGGCAUGAUGCUCGUUUUCAAUUGCAACGUCUGCACCUCUGUUCCGUUGCCAUGGUGUUCUGAUGACUUUGAUGAAAAAAAUAAACUGCCUGUUUUAUAAGGAAAAAAAAGGUACGUGUAUUCUUGUGAGUUUAAGUUAUCUUUAACUAUCAUUGUAUACACUCUCUGUAGCUGCAGAGAAUUAUAUAUGGCGUGUCAUUGUAGAAAAUAAACCUGCUUGUUUUUAUAAGAAAUGGAAAACAGAUUACCCCAGUAAGGAUAGUUUAAUUUUUAUUGAGAAAUUUUGAAUGCUUGUGCUUUCUUCCCGGUCUGAAUAUUCCAACACUUGUUUCUUCUUUGUUGUAUAACUGUUACCUUGCCAUUUUGUCUUUCAUAACACCCUCUCUUUCUUUUUUUUCUUCCUUUUGAAGCCUCUGCAGUACUUGCACAGCAAACAGAUGUACUGUAAGCCUGCAAAACUACUUUUGCUUUGUCCGGCACUGGAUGACUGGAACGAAAACCACGCAUUUCUAACAUUCUUGCUGCAGGCAAAAAUAGGGAAGCCUCUGAAGAUUGCAGCCAGCAAGCCAUGCAGGGAGAACAUGUUACUGAUUUCUGAUUCCAAAUAAAAAUGCGGCAAGGUAGUGCCGUAGUGCCUAAGCAUGUUACACUCAAGCCAAUUUGCCCAGCCAGACUGACACCGAUCGGAUCUCAACUCUGCAGUCUGCACGACGUUUCCUUAGCCCUUCUCUAUUCGCUGUGCCAGUGUGCUUGCUUGCUUCUCUCUUAGCCAGAGUAACAUUCCAGCCUCUUCUCCCCUACACGUCUGCCACUGCUUGCUUCUCAUCUCUAACCCAGCUUGCUAGCGGUGCAGGGAUCAGAGCAAUGGAGUCGGUGGCCGUGAACGCGGCGCGGUGGGUGGUCGGCAAGGCGCUGAGCCCGCUGUCCGGAGGGCUCGUGGAGGCGUGGGCCGCUAGCACGGAGCUCGGCCCCAACAUCGGCGCCAUCAAGACGGAGCUGCUCUACGCGCAGGGGAUGCUGCACAAUGCCCGCGGCAGAGAGACCAGCAACCCCGCGCUGCAGCAGCUGCUCCUGGAGCUCCGUGGCCUCGCCUACAACGCCGAGGAUGUGCUGGACGAGCUCGACUACUUCCGUAUCCAGGACGAGCUUGAUGGCACCUAUGAGGCCGCCGAAGAGCACGCCAAGGGCUGUCUCCAAGGACUCGUGCUCAACACACGCCACACAGUCAGAAACAUCAAGAAGAAGGCGUGCUCAUGCGGAGAUAAUGGGGAAGAGAGUCGCCAUGCCAAUGAUGAGGAGGCACUUGCAGGCAGCGGCUGUAUUCACAAGCUCUUUUCCAAUGCUCGAGAAAGAAGCCGGUUCCUCUGCUGCGCUUAUCCCUGCAAAGCAUUGCACAUAGAGCACACCACGAAAACACCAAAGCUGAAGUUUGAUAGGGUGGAUCUGUCGACAAGAAUGAAGCACAUCGUCGAGCAGCUAAAACCAGUCUGUGCCAAGGUCGCCACCAUCCUUAACCUGGAGUUGCUGGAAUCAAACCGCAGCAUUGGCCAGUGCAUUGCAAUGAGUCUGAAUUCUGAGUUCUCUGGGAAAAUGGGGCAUGCAGUUGUUCUUCCAAGCAGCAUUGCUAUGAAUCGUCCUGUGACCACUUCAGAUUUCAUAGAACCUAAAUUUUAUGGGAGGGAGGGUGAGAAAAGUACAAUUAUCAAUGACGUUAUUGAGGGUGAUUACUGUGACGUGGACCUAACCGUCAUUCCAAUUGUUGGUCCAGGAGGGAUAGGAAAGACAACUCUCACUCAGCAAAUAUACAAAGAAGUACAAAACCAUUUUGAUGUUAAUAUUUGGGUUUGUGUCUCUCUCAAUUUCAAUGUGUAUAGAUUGAAAGAGGAGAUUGCCAAGUCGAUACCAAAAGUCAAUGAAGAGAACUCUGGUUGGCCGGAUGAUUUGAUUGAGCAAAGGUUGAAAUCAAAGAGAUUUUUGCUUGUCCUGGAUGAUAUAUGGAAUUUGGUUUAUGAGGAUGAGUGGAAGCAGCUAUUAGCACCCCUCAAAAAAGCACAAUCAAAGGGAAACAUAAUUGUAGUCACCACUCGUUUUCCAGCGGUUGCGGAAAUGGUUAAAACAACUAAUUGUUCAAUACAAUUGGAAGGGCUGGAACCUAAAAUGUUUUGGGAAUUAUUCAAAGCAUAUGCUUUUGGCGAUGAGAAAACAGUAAAUGAUCAUGGUAACUUACAAGAGACUGGAAAAAUGAUAGCCAAAAAAUUGAAGGGCUCCCCUUUGGCGGCAAAAACUGUAGGAAGAUUGUUGAGAAAGCACCUUGAUAUUGAUCAUUGGACAGGAAUCCUAGAUAGUAAAGAAUGGGAAUUACAAACUGGUAAGAAUGAUAUUAUGCCGGCAUUAAAGCUUAGCUAUGACUAUCUCCCUUUCCAUCUACAACAAUGUUUUACAUAUUGUGCUUUGUUCCCUGAAGAUUACAUCUUUGACAGUGAGCAAUUGAUUCACUUAUGGAUAGGACUAGACAUUUUGCAUUCACAUGAUCAAAAUACAAGAACCGAAGACAUAGGAUUGAACUAUUUGAAUGACUUGGUUAGUUAUGGAUUUUUCAAAAAAGAUGAACAAAAUGAUGGGUCUCCUUACUACGUUAUGCCUGAUUUGCUGCAUGAGUUAGCAUUGAAGGUUUCAUCAUAUGAAUGUCUUGCUAUAAGUAGUUCUAAUGUGAGAUCUAUUCAAGUUCCACCAUCUAUACGGCACUUGUCUAUUGUGAUAGAUGAUGUGGAUGUAAAUGAUAGAGUGACUUUUGAAAACAUCAAGAAGGAUUUCAGCACACUGCAUAAGCAAUUGGAUAUUGAAAAGCUUCACUCUGUGAUGCUAUUUGGACAAUACCAUGGAAGCUUUGUCAUUCCUCUUGGUAAUUUGUUAAGCAAAGCAAAAGCACUCCGCGUCGUCUUGUUGUAUGCACCAUCUUACGUGGUGGAAAAUAUGUUGCACAACUUUUCAAAUCUUAUUCAUUUGCGCUACUUAAGGAUUAAUAAGGGAUAUUUCCCAGAAAUGAGUCUACCCAAUACCAUUUCAAGAUUUUAUCACUUAAGGAUCCUUGAUUUACAACAAUGCAGGGGUCACUUUGGUUUACCAAGAGACAUGAAUAAUCUUGUAAGGCUACGGCAUUUUCUUGUCCCAUACGAUAAUCUCCACUCCGACAUUACUAGUGUGGGAAAGCUGAAAUGUUUACAAGAACUAAGGAGAUUUGAAGUCAAAAGACAGGUUGAGGCAUUUGCAUUAAGACAACUAGGGCAGUUGGAAGACCUAAAAGGAUCAUUGGGCAUCUAUAAUCUUGAAAAUGUGAAGGCAGCAAAGGAGGCAGAACUUUUAAACAAAAGUCGCUUACACAAGCUAAUAUUAGAUUGGGAUAUUAAGCGUUCGACAAAUGAUCCUUCACAAGAAGAACAUAUCCUGGAAAAUCUUAAACCACAUAGCAAUCUCCUGGAGCUACACAUUAAUGGGCAUGGUGGCGCCACUUGCCCAUCAUGGUUGGGUGUUAACUUGUCCAUGAAAGGUUUGAAAUCUCUUCGUCUGAAUUGUGUCGACUGGAACAAUUUCCCGCCUAUAGGGGAGUUGUCAUUGGUUAAUGAGCAUGGUCAUAAAUCCUUGGAUUGUACAACAGAUCGGAGCUUUCCGAAUUUAAAAAGGUUGGAGCUAGUUGCCAUACCAAGAUUGUCAAAAUGGGCUGGAAAUGAUGCUUGCCAUGUGUUCUCCCUGCUAGAGGUGCUCAUCGUAAGAGAUUGCCCUGAACUGAUGGAGUUGCCAUUUUCACAUCCCACCACUUGCUCUCGGCCAGAACAAGGGACAAACCUGACCCAAUUCCCUACACUAAAGAAGCUUGAGAUUGUAAAUUGUCAAAAGUUGUCAUCAUUGCCUCCCAUUCCUUGGACAAGCUGUCCAUGCCAUGCUUAUAUUGAAGAAGUGGGAUCGGAUUUUCAGCAGUUGGAUUACUCAACAAAUAACCAAUCUGAAUUAUGCUUGCUAGUUAAGGGAAAGGACGACAAUCUAGAUAGUGCAUUCUGGAGGUUAUUGGUGUUCAGUAAUCUAACUGAGCUAAAAGAGUUGACGUUGACAAAGUGCCCUCCUUUGCCAUUGGAACACCUACAGAGUCUGUCAUCAUUGAGGAUGCUCUGUAUGCAAGACUUGAGUAAUGUCUUGUUGCAGGACAAAGCCGAGAACACUGUCAGAUACCAAUUUCCUGUUGAGAAACUUAGGAUCUUUAACUGUAGUUGUAGCGGGAAGGAAUUGACACUGUUGUCAUCCCAUUUCCCCAAGCUCUCAAUGUUUGUAAUAAGGGGAUGUGAGAAUAUAAGAGGGCUUGGUGUGGCGAAGCAGGGGAUGACAGCAAUGUCAGCAUCGUCAUUGCCGUCUGCUGGUAGUAAGUUGGAGGAUGAAUGUCUCGGACAGGAGCAGCAAGAACCAGGAGAGGAGGAUGAGAAAGCAGCCGCAGAUGGAGGGCUGCUGCUCUUACCUCAGCAACUUCAGUAUUUGACUAUCGGGGAAAUGUCAGAGCUGGCAUUAGUAUUUGACACGGCAGGAGGCCUCAGAGGCGUAGGAGAAGGAUUACAAGGUCUGCACUCCAUAAAAAAUUUGAAUAUAUGGAAUUGCCCCAAUUUCUUGUCCUCCUACUCGUCCUCCUCGCAUCAUUCCCCAUUUCCGUCCUCCCUGCAAGAACUGUUUCUUAGUUAUAUGAGUGGGAUGAAUACUCUGUCACCCCUCUCUAACCUCAAUUCUCUUGCUAAGUUAGCCAUAUGGGACUUUGGGGAUUUAAGAGCUGAUGGCUUGAGUUCUCUCAUCGCCCAUGGCCAACUCAAAGAGCUAGAUGUCCGGAGGUCCCCCAACUUCUUCGUCGGAUCCGACCUCUCGCUAUUAUUGCAACUAAAAACGGAUGACAUCACAUGGCUCCUUGUUGCCCCUGUCUGCAACAUUCUCGCUUCCUCACUCACCGAGCUAACCAUUGGCUGGAACGACGAGGUGGAGCACUUCACCAAGGGGCAAAACGCGGCCCUUCUGCUCCUCUCCUCUCUCCAGGACCUCCGAUUUUGGUGUUACUCGAAGCUGCGAUUCCUCCCAACAGGGCUACACAGGCUCACCCGCCUCAAGAGAUUAGAGAUCGCCUUGUGUCCAGCCAUCCGUUUGCUGCCCAAGGGCGGUCUUCCGAGAUCACUAAAAGUAUUAGAUGUCAGUGAGAGCAAAAACGAGGAGCUCAAAAGACAGUGCCGUAAGCUAAGAGGAACCAUUCCGAUCAUCCAAGACAGAAAGUACUAAUAAUCCAAGGUUUCAUCUUGGAUUGAUAUGGGCCUUAUUCUAGCGCCUCUGCAUAAUCUUUUGCAUCCUACACAGUUUUGUGUUGAUAAGUGUGAAGACGUCAACUUGUUCCGCUUCCAGCGUCUACACUAACAUCUCAUAUAAGUUCUUCGCUGUCGCUCCUUUAUUUGGUUAUAUACUUAUUUUGUCACUGUUCUCUUUUUUAAUCUUUCAGCUGUUCUGUCAGUGAGAGAAUUGUUUGCUUUCACGGAAAUUAAUGAUCUGUUAGUUCAGCUCCUUGUCAAAUUUGAUGUCUGAGACUCAGUGUGCAAAGUAGUUAUCUGAUGAACUAAAACUUAUGCAAAAUGUUAAUGACACGGUUUGAGAGAUUGUAUUGUUUUAA
Molecule: messenger RNA, 9836 nt
Organism: Oryza sativa Japonica Group (Japanese rice)
Lineage: Eukaryota; Viridiplantae; Streptophyta; Magnoliopsida; Poales; Poaceae
Product: putative disease resistance protein RGA3
Biological process (GO): defense response to other organism
Molecular function (GO): ADP binding
Source: RefSeq, a predicted model, not a curated record